AUGUCUUCAUACUCUUCAUCUUACCAAUCUUCCUCCGGUGGAGGAGGUGGUGGUUAUUCCAGCAGUCGUGGUGGCGGAAGCUACCGUGAUAACAGAGAAACCUCUCCCAGAAGAUCUAGCAGACCUGCUUCUUCUGGUUACGAAGGUUCAUCUCGUGGAGGUGACGAUCGUGGUUAUUCUUCUUACCGCUCCGGUGGUGAUAGCCGUGGUGGUGCCAGCGGUGGUAGCAGUGGUGGUUAUGGUGGUGGUAACAGCUACGGUGGAAGCAGUGGCGGUUAUGGUGGAGGUAACAGCUACGGUGGAAGCAGUGGUGGCUACGGUGGUGGCUAUGGUGGUGGCGGUGGACAAUAUGGCCAAGGUCAAGGUGAUACCAACGGUGCUGGUUUAAAGGAUAUUGAUUGGGAUAUUACCGCUUUGCCCAAGUUCGAAAAGAACUUUUAUUGUGAACAUCCCGAUGUCUCUGCUCGUUCAGCUGAGGAAGUUACUGCUAUCAGAGCUGCUGCUACCAUGAACGUUACUGGUCAUGAUGUUCCUAAACCUCUUCAAACUUUUGAAGAAGCCAACUUCCCUACCUACGUCAUGGACGAACUUGCCAAGCUUGGUUUCUCCAAGCCUACCCCUAUUCAAUGUCAAGGUUGGCCUAUGGCUUUAAGUGGUCGUGAUGUUGUCGGUGUUGCCGAGACUGGUUCCGGUAAGACUUUAGCUUACACUUUGCCCGCUAUUGUUCACAUCAAUGCUCAACCUUUGCUCCAACCUGGUGAUGGACCCAUUGUCCUUAUCUUGGCUCCUACCAGAGAAUUAGCUGUCCAAAUUCGUGAAGAAUGUGUUAAGUUCGGUUCUACCUCUAGAAUUAAGAACACCUGUCUCUAUGGUGGUACCCCUCGUGGACCUCAAAUCCGUGAUUUAUCUCGUGGUGUUGAGAUCUGUAUUGCUACUCCUGGUCGUUUGAUUGAUAUGCUUGAAGCCGGUAAGACUAACUUGAAGCGUGUCACCUAUCUCGUUCUUGAUGAAGCUGAUCGUAUGUUGGAUAUGGGUUUCGAACCCCAGAUCAGAAAGAUCAUCAACCAAAUUCGUCCUGAUAGACAAACUCUUAUGUGGUCUGCUACUUGGCCCAAGACUGUUGAGCGUUUAGCUCAACAAUACCUCAAGGAUUAUAUUCAAGUUACUGUUGGUUCUUUAUCUCUUAGUGCUUCCGAAAACGUUACCCAAACUGUUGAGAUCUGUACCGAUCAAGAGAAGCGUGGUAAAUUGAUUGCUCAAUUAGAACGUAUUAUGGAAAACCCUGAGAAUGAAAGAAAGACAAUUAUCUUUACUAGUACUAAGCGUACUGCCGAUGAUAUUACCCGUUUCCUCCGUCAAGACGGUUUCCCUGCUCUUGCUAUCCAUGGUGACAAACAACAAAAUGAACGUGAUUGGGUUUUGAACCAAUUCAGAUCUGGUGGACAUCCUAUUAUGGUCGCUACUGAUGUUGCUUCUCGUGGUAUUGGUACGUAUUUUUCUCCUUUUUGUUGUGGGAACAAAAAAAUCAAAAAGAUGCAGAGCAAUGGUUUUAUUACUAUCUCUCUCGUAAUCGCGCGAAUAUUUUUUCUUUAG
Mucor mucedo is the source of this 1593-nucleotide messenger RNA. RefSeq names its product YNL112Wp-like protein. Gene Ontology annotation, cellular component: cytoplasm; ribonucleoprotein complex; nucleus. Gene Ontology annotation, biological process: rRNA processing. The record is from RefSeq and is a predicted model, not a curated record. Bases 1 to 1593 code for a protein of 530 amino acids. Gene Ontology annotation, molecular function: RNA helicase activity; ATP binding; RNA binding. NCBI's taxonomy places the organism in Eukaryota, Fungi, Mucoromycota, Mucoromycetes, Mucorales, Mucoraceae. The transcript has 2 exons.